AUGGAAACUUUUGUGGAAAAUAAUGAUGAGACACUUGUACUCAAAGACGGAAUCGCAACUCCAAAAGUGAAAUCGUAUGUGCCAAUUUUAAAGGAUCGAAAUGGAAGCGAGUAUCUUCAGAACAAUGAGCUGUUUCGUGGAAAAUUUCUAGUCAAAGUAACAGUAAUUGUAGUUUGCUUGCUUUUCCAGUACUGUAUGAUUCAGGGCCUCAUCGGUCGCGGUGGUUACGGCCAAAUCUACUACGGCUCCGACGCCACGUUUCCCGAAGACGUCGUUAUCAAAAUCGAGCCAAUCGUGAGAAACGGGAAAACCGGAAAACGAAUGCUCCUGGAGCAGAAGAUUCUGUAUCGUCUUCAAGGAAGACCUCAUGUUCCGAUUAUGUGCGCUUCUGGACACACGGAUCAUUUGAAUUUUAUAGUCAUGCAACUAUUGGGACCAAACAUUGGAGAUUUGAAGAAAAGAAGUCCGGCAAGACGGUUGGGCCCGACUACGGUAGCGCGAAUCAUGAUCCAAGGAAUAGCGGCUCUUCGCGAUGUUCAUUCUCUUGGAUACAUUCAUCGAGAUGUGAAACCGGCCAAUAUGUGUUUUGGAAUCACUCAAAAUACUCGACACGUUCUGAAACUCGUCGACUACGGUAUGGUUCGACGGUACAAGAAUCCGGAUGGAACCCGUCGGAAGGCACGUCAUCGUCCAGGAUUCCGUGGCACUCUCCGUUACUCUUCAGCUCGAGUUCACGAUGGAAAAGAGCAAGUUCCAUCGGAUGAUUUUGUGUCCAUGGCAUAUUCCGGAGCUGAGCUAUUACUGGUGAAUUUGCCAUGGAAACUGGUCUGUGUUGAGGAUAUCAAACAGGCGAAAUUGGAUUUUCACGCUCCAAAUUCUCCAUUUCUCCUUUUGACCGGACCGUACUUCUCCGUUUUCUGUGGAGCCAUUUUCAGUCUUCGUUCUGAUGAUGAGCCCGACCAUGCUUCAUUGCAAGCUCUUCUUUCGGAAAUGACCGGUGGAAAAUCAUUGAGAGAAGCUUACGAUUGGGAGGAAAACUAUCGCGAAGCCUGUGGAACUUCUACAACUGAAAGUGUCUGA
Messenger RNA from Caenorhabditis briggsae, 1080 nucleotides. The transcript has 7 exons. NCBI's taxonomy places the organism in Eukaryota, Metazoa, Nematoda, Chromadorea, Rhabditida, Rhabditidae. The record is from RefSeq and is a predicted model, not a curated record. Gene Ontology annotation, cellular component: cytoplasm; nucleus. Gene Ontology annotation, molecular function: ATP binding; protein serine/threonine kinase activity. The coding region runs from base 1 to 1080 and encodes 359 amino acids. Gene Ontology annotation, biological process: peptidyl-serine phosphorylation; signal transduction.